AUUCAUUGGAAACCAUGCUAUCACAUUCUCUCUCUCAGAGUCCCUUUCUCUCACCUCAACUAAAUUUCUGCAACGCCGGACCCACGUGGUGAUCACCCAAUCUUCCCCAUAUCAUUAAUGAUUAGCUUUUCAAGAAUAUCCUUUUUAUUGUAGUAUAAAGUUUUCUCAUCACCUCAAAGAACGAACCUUUUCCAAGAUUUUUUGGUGGGCACUGAGCUUUGAUGAUUGGAGCUGCUGGUUAGGAAUAUUCAUAAAGUUGGGAAUUCUAUUUAUCUUUCUUUGGUGGGAUUAUUAUUGCCAUGGGCUUCCCUUGUGAUGGAGCAGAGAAAAAUGGCGGCGGCGGAGGUGGGAGUUUGAACACACUCGUGAGGAGGAAGCAGGUUGAUUCUAAGCAUGUUUCCUCAUCUGGGACUCGCCAAAAUCAAUUGGCCAGGGCUCUCACUGCACCUCAUCUCAUCGCCAUAGGAGUCGGCGCGACGAUUGGUUCGGGUGUUUACAUUCUGGUUGGCACAGUUGCUAGAGAGCAUUCAGGGCCAGCUCUUACACUUUCAUUUCUCAUAGCUGGAAUAGCUGCUGGUCUUUCUGCUUUCUGCUACGCCGAGCUAGCUAGUCGCUGCCCUUCUGCUGGAAGUGCCUAUCACUAUUCUUACAUAUGCAUCGGAGAAGUCGUUGCUUGGUUGGUUGGUUGGGCGUUGAUGCUGGAAUACACUAUAGGAGGUUCAGCAGUGGCUCGUGGUAUAUCCCCGAAUCUGGCCUUGCUUUUUGGAGGUCCGGAUAGUCUGCCUUCUUUACUUGCUCGCCAGACGAUCCCUGGAGUUGAUAUUGUUGUCGACCCGUGUGCAGCCAUCAUAGUCGUUUUAGUCACUGCGCUUUUGUGUCUGGGAAUUAAGGAGAGUGCAUUUGCCCAAGGGAUCGUUACUUCUGUGAAUGUGUGUGCCUUGAUUUUUGUCAUCGUGGCCGGUGGAUAUUUAGGCUUCAAGACCGGAUGGCGUGGCUACGAGCUCCCUGCCGGAUACUUCCCCUUUGGGGCUAAAGGGAUGCUUGCCGGUGCUUCAACCGUGUUUUUUGCAUAUACAGGGUUCGACUCCAUCACAAGCACAGCAGAAGAGGUGAAAAACCCUCAGAAGGAUCUGCCAAUCGGCAUUGGCUCUGCUCUGUCUAUAUGCUGCACCCUUUACAUGUUGGUUUCUGCAGUUAUCGUUGGUUUAGUACCCUAUUACGCAAUGGAUCCCGACACUCCCAUUUCCUCUGCAUUUGCUAGCCACGGAAUGCAAUGGGUAGCGUAUAUCAUUACUAUUGGAUCUUGUACAGCUCUUUGUGCGUCGCUGACGGGGUCUUUGCUUCCACAGCCGCGAAUAUUAAUGGCAAUGGCUAGAGACGGACUGCUGCCGUCGUUUUUUUCAGAUAUCAACAGAACCACGCAAGUUCCGAUAAAAAGCACGAUUGUGACCGGACUUCUUGCCACAAUCUUGGCCUUCAUCAUGGAUGUAGAACAGUUGUCAGGAAUGGUUAGUUUGGGCACGCUUCUUGCGUAUACGACCGUGGCAAUUUGCGUGCUGAUACUGAGAUACGUUCCACCGGAUGAGGUGCCGUUUCCAUUAUCUUAUAAGGAAGCGAUAGACUCGGUUUCUUCACGACGUGCUAUCAGCAAUAGCCCUGCAGACGUCUGCGAAAAUACUCCAUUUUUAGCCAGGAAAGAGACACCUACAAAUAGGGGUUGGAACUCCCUCGUGAACAAAGGGAAUCGACGGAGGAUUGCCGGCUGGGCUAUCGCGAUCACGUGCGUUGGCAUACUUAUUUUCACUUGUGCUACUUCAUUCUCGAGCCUCUCGAGCGUCCUUCGAUCUACACUCUGUGCCAUUGGCCUACUUUUCCUUCUUUCGGGUCUCACACUGCUGAGUUGCUUAGAUCAAGACGUCGCCAGACAUAGUUUCGGACGAGAAGGAGGUUUCAUUUGUCCGUUGGUCCCGUUGCUGCCGGUAACUUGCAUUCUUAUCAACAUGUACUUGUUAGUCAAUCUCAGUGGAGCGACGUGGACCCUGGUGUCGAUAUGGCUGGCGUUGGCGCUCCUCGUCUACGUGUGCUAUAGCUGCACGCGCAGCCCGUUGAAGCACGCGUUUUACGUGCCCGCCGCUCACGUCGAUGAAAUCUACGAGGCAUCGUCCCACGCAGCGCCAUCAUCUCACGCCUAUAACAUCUAAUACACAUAUUGCACAUGCCCUAUGUUUUUCCAACUACCAUUUGUGCCUCUCCCUAUUGUAUUCUUUGAAAAUUGUACAUAACAUCAUUUUUGUUGUUUGAAUUAAAUAUCGUGUAAAGAUAUUCUUGGUGGAUGCAGAAAAAUUUAUAGGGACUUAUGUAAAA
Messenger RNA from Salvia miltiorrhiza (redroot sage), 2364 nucleotides. RefSeq names its product cationic amino acid transporter 2, vacuolar-like. The coding region runs from base 300 to 2201 and encodes 633 amino acids. NCBI's taxonomy places the organism in Eukaryota, Viridiplantae, Streptophyta, Magnoliopsida, Lamiales, Lamiaceae. Gene Ontology annotation, molecular function: amino acid transmembrane transporter activity. The record is from RefSeq and is a predicted model, not a curated record. Gene Ontology annotation, cellular component: membrane. The transcript is spliced from 14 exons. Gene Ontology annotation, biological process: transmembrane transport; amino acid transport.